AUGGCCCGAAGUGUCUGCGUUUGGUCAAAAAGUAUCGCAUGUGCUAGGGGAUUAACAUUUUGUACUGUAUCUAAAUCCGACCUUAGGCGCGGUAGUCGAAAUGAUCAUCUUAGUGCCAUAAUCCGAUACUGUAAGCAUUUUAUGCUGCAUUUAUUCCCGAAUUAUUUUCAUCUUAAAUCCUGCACUGUAUAUUCGCACUAUGAUAAAUUUUAUGUUAUUGUUUAG
This is a messenger RNA of Schistosoma guineensis, 225 nucleotides long. The record is from the annotation of a GenBank genome assembly. Lineage: Eukaryota; Metazoa; Platyhelminthes; Trematoda; Strigeidida; Schistosomatidae.